Molecule: messenger RNA, 573 nt
Organism: Cyphellophora attinorum
Lineage: Eukaryota; Fungi; Ascomycota; Eurotiomycetes; Chaetothyriales; Cyphellophoraceae
Product: Signal peptidase complex catalytic subunit sec11
Exons: 2
Coding region: 1-573 (190 amino acids)
Cellular component (GO): signal peptidase complex; membrane
Molecular function (GO): serine-type endopeptidase activity
Source: RefSeq, a predicted model, not a curated record
AUGUUCUCAGACCUCACUUCAGCGCUGUCAUCGCCGCGACAAUCGCUACAGCAGAUCCUCAACUUCGCUCUCGUCCUCUCGACAGCAUUCAUGAUGUGGAAGUCGCUGUCUGUCAUCUCCGAUUCACCGUCACCGAUAGUUGUCGUGCUCUCAGGCUCAAUGGAACCGGCCUUCCAGCGUGGGGACCUUCUCUUUCUAUGGAACAGGGGCACGAAGGCUGAGGUGGGCGAGGUUGUCGUCUACAAUGUCAAGGACAAGGACAUACCGAUCGUACAUCGUGUGGUCAGGAGUUAUGCGCCAGCGGAGGGGGAGAAGGAGAUUACGAAGCAGGGCGUCGCGCACCCGGCAGCCGAAAAGCUCCUCACAAAAGGCGACAACAAUGUCGCUGACGACACCGAGCUCUACGCACGUGGACAGAAAUACUUGGAUCGGAAAGAGGACAUCAUUGGAAGUGUCAGGGGAUAUGUGCCUGCUAUAGGAUACGUCACAAUCAUGCUGAGCGAACAUCCGUGGCUGAAGACGGUGAUGUUGGGACUGAUGGGAGUCACUGUUCUGUUGCAGAAGGAUGGCUAG